AUGAGGAUUGAGUGGGACAAGUUUGAUUACUUUUUCAAUCUUUGUGACCCUCACGAUGGAGCACCGUCAAUGUUUCUGAAUAAGAGCAAUGAGGAAGGGAUUAAAGAGCUGACCCAACUUGCCAUUUCCAAACACAACCAAGAGAAUGGAACAAACAUUGUGCUCGUUGAGCACGUCUCGGCAAAUUACCGGUAUACUGGUAUGAUGGCACACUGGAUCACAUUCUGGGUUAGAGACAUGUCCUCCCCUUGUCCUGAGUCGAAACUCUAUCAAGCUAAAGUACUAAGACGUCAACAUUCGUAUCAGUUUCCCAUUUUCAGGCUCAAACCGACAGACGAAGAGAUGAUGGCCGCUCCUGUUCGCGUGAAAACUCCACUUCCCAUUCAUCAUGACAUAGAUAAACCACCAGUUGUCUUCCGUCGAGCUGGUCCUGGAGAGGAUCCCGUGCCAGGAACCCCUUUUGUUUUCACUCGAGAUGGCGGUGAAUUUGAGUCUGACACCGAGUCAGAGAAAGAUGAAUGGGAAUACUAG
Eutrema salsugineum is the source of this 531-nucleotide messenger RNA. RefSeq lists its product as uncharacterized. NCBI's taxonomy places the organism in Eukaryota, Viridiplantae, Streptophyta, Magnoliopsida, Brassicales, Brassicaceae. Bases 1 to 531 code for a protein of 176 amino acids. The record is from RefSeq and is a predicted model, not a curated record. The transcript has 5 exons.